Messenger RNA from Cooperia oncophora, 573 nucleotides. Lineage: Eukaryota; Metazoa; Nematoda; Chromadorea; Rhabditida; Trichostrongylidae. The record is from the annotation of a GenBank genome assembly.
AUGGCCUUAUUUCUCUUGUUUUUUCCCUGUUUUAAGCCCUUCAGUUUUCAGAAUACUGUGAAUGAGUACUAUGUGGACAUGACUCUCAUAAAUUCAAAGCCACUUUAUGGAACUGUGUAUCGGUUUUGGAUUCGAAAUAUUGUGACCGUAUUUGUGCCUUUUUUUCUACUUACACUCAUCAACUUUCGAACACUUGUCAGUCUGAAGGCACAAUUGAAGCAGGCCAAAGAAAAUGAUACACGACGAUUUUCUAUGCGUUGUGAAAGCAAGAGUAAAGUCCGCUCAGCUACGUGGACACUUCUUCUGGUCUGCCUACUGUACCUCCUCGCUAAUCUACCAAAUGUCAUUGUGACAGCUUGGGAAUUCAUCGACAUGAAGUCUUUGCAGACUGAGUUCUAUGAAAUUUAUAUGUUCUCGACGGAUCUCGUCUCAUUACUGGUCGUUACCGCUUGUGCCAUGCGCCUGCCAAUCUAUAUGCUGUGCAAUCCUGAACUACGACGGGUGGUUACCCACACAUUGCAGCUGCAUGUGAUGAAACCAAAGCUUAAGCCGUGUAAAUCGGAAUACUUGUAA